Messenger RNA from Chironomus riparius, 483 nucleotides. The record is from the annotation of a GenBank genome assembly. Lineage: Eukaryota; Metazoa; Arthropoda; Insecta; Diptera; Chironomidae.
UCGAUGUAUUUUUCAAUGAAUGAAAUAGAAAAUAGGUUGUUGGUUAUCAGUAAAUGCAUUGAAUGCCACGGACAUGACAAAUAUUUAGCAAUUAGGAGUUUGAAGUAUUUAACAGUUAUUUGGAUGUCCAGUUGGAACCUGUCUGACCAUCUUAGCCAUACUCAAAGCAUAAAUCACCUAAAGUCUCAACUUUGUCGAAUUAUCCAAGGAAGAAUUCCAAAAUUUCAUAUCCAAUAAGUUCAUAAAAUGUUGGCUAUACUUCUGCUAUGAUAAAAUUCAGCCAAACUUACAAAUCACAAACAUUUGCACUUCUGUCGGUAAAUAAACCUAUUAUAUCCAUGUUAGAUAUACAAGCGCCAAUGCAACAAUGUCAAUAUCAUUUUUUAAUGCACACAUUUUCAUAGAAAAAUAGUCACUAUUGCUAUAAAAAGUUUUGCAUUUUGCUUCAAUGUUAAUUUUAUUUCAUUUUUUGUUGCAUUUUCA